AUGGGCAACAAACCUUCAGUAAAUCAGGAGCUAAACACAGAAAAGACGACUAUCUUUCAAUCCCAGGAAGGAGUAGUAUACAGGAUUCCUGCACUUUUCUAUCACGCAGAGGAAAAAGUCUUUCUGGCCUUUGCAGAAAAGCGAAGGGCGAAAGAUGAUCACACCUCAGAGGCACUGGCCAUGAAAACGGGAACAGUAAACAACGAUCAAACCACUAAUGAACUGAUAGUCACGUGGUCCGAUCUGAAACUGGUGAAGGAGGCACAUCUGGAAGGACAUCGUCCGAUGAACCCCUGCCCGGUGUAUGACAAGACCAAUAAAAAACUUUUCCUGUUCUUCGUUUGCGUUAAAGGCAUAGUGUCAGAGUGUUGGCAGAGGUUCUGGGGCUGCAAUAAGACCCGUCUCUGCUAUAUCACAUCCACUGAUGCUGGUAAAACGUGGAGCCAAGUGACUGACUUGACCGAUGCACUGGCCGAAGUUAAACAAUGGGCCACAUUUGCUGUUGGGCCAGGCCAUGGUAUUCAAGCACAGAGUGAUAGAUUGAUUGUUCCAGUUUAUGGUUAUGUUUCUUGCUCCAACUCAUUUUGUUGGAUAAUGUGUUAUUGUGCUGUCUCACGUGCACUCUGCCUUUACAGUGAUGACAAGGGUGUUACUUGGCAAUUUGGCAACCUGCUUGAAAAAGAAUCAGGUGAAUGUGAAAUGGCAGAGAUUUGCGAUGACAAAGGCAACAGGUCCAUCUACUGCAAUGCCCGUAGUGCUGAAGGCCAUCGUGUUGAAGCUGUCAGUGCUGAUAAUGGUGAGGAUUUUGGUAUUCUGCCAAAUGGCGCACUAGUGGAAACAGGCAGUGGAUGUCAGGGAAGUGUGGUGUCCUUUCCAAUUCAAAACGAAGGUAUAAAAAGAAAGGCGGAGCAAAGUCAGGACCCUAGAUGGUUACUUUUUUCACACCCAAAUGAUAAGGGCGAAAGAAAGGAUCUAGGAGUGUAUCUGAACAAAUCUCCACAUGAUCCAAAAAACUGGAGCUCACCCUGGAUCAUCAACAAAGGGCCCAGUGGUUAUUCAGACCUGGUUUACAUUGGGGAUGGGAUGUUUGCAUGUUUAAUGGAGCGUGGGGAUAACAGUGAAAUUGAACAGAUAGCUUUCUCGAUUUUUAGCUACAAUGAAGUCAAGAAGGGCACUGAAGAGUAA
Molecule: messenger RNA, 1185 nt
Organism: Pelmatolapia mariae (spotted tilapia)
Lineage: Eukaryota; Metazoa; Chordata; Actinopteri; Cichliformes; Cichlidae
Product: sialidase-3-like
Exons: 2
Coding region: 1-1185 (394 amino acids)
Biological process (GO): ganglioside catabolic process; oligosaccharide catabolic process
Cellular component (GO): cytoplasm; intracellular membrane-bounded organelle; membrane
Molecular function (GO): exo-alpha-sialidase activity
Source: RefSeq, a predicted model, not a curated record